This is a messenger RNA of Cinara cedri, 1057 nucleotides long. Lineage: Eukaryota; Metazoa; Arthropoda; Insecta; Hemiptera; Aphididae. The record is from the annotation of a GenBank genome assembly.
AUGUCACCAUUUCGCCCAAAAACUCCAGCCGAAAAGAAAAAGGUAAAUUAUUGAUAAUUUGCUGAUUUAUUUUAUUAUAUGAGAAAAAUUGUUCAUAUUAAACUUGUAUUUUUAAUAUUACAUAUUGAGGGUUGAAUUACAAAAAUCGAUACGCAAUACUAAAUUGCAUCGGCUUAUACCAAAAAUGUAUUAACGGCGAUUUGGUUAUUUUUUUUUUUUUUUUUUAGCGCUGUUUAGUGUUAACAUAUAAUUUUAUUUCGAUUGACGACGGAGUCCAAAGGUAGUUUCCCAUUCUAAACAGUGGCGCACAACUAGAGUAAGGGGAGUGUUCCGGGUGUCUGGUCACCCCUCUACAUCCGUAGUAGUUUUAAGUAAAGUAAAUGUGUUGAAUUGGUUUAAUGUAAACCUGUUCGAAUAAUCCCGGUUGUGCCACUGGCUCUAAAUUUUUGGUUUUCUAAUAGUUUUGUAUUUUCGCUGUCUAAGAAAUCGAUAAAGCUGAAAUUCAUUAUCGGCCCAAUAGUGAUUUUAUAUUAUGUCGUGAAGCGAAAAAUUGAUAGUCAAAAUUCAUUAACGGCUGGCAUAUCGUUGGAUAAUCGAUUUCGAUGUGACUUUAUAAACUUAUAAUAACUUUCUUUUUCAAUCAUUAAUAACGAAUAAAUUGACGCAGAAUGUAAUAUUUUAAACGGCUUGAAAGUUAAAUGUUUCGAACAUAAAAUACAUUAAAUAUGUGUAUAUACAGGCUGAAACGUCACCCUUAAAAAAUGCCGAGGAAGGCCGGACCGCCCAUCGCCAUUCCCUCAGCAUCACGAACCGGUUUUCGAAUUACAACAUCAACGGAAGUUCGCUCACGAUCAGAUAUCGUAGAAACCUAUUCACUAGGGGCGGCCAAGUGCAGGCGGUUGACCGCUCAAUUUCGGUGACACUGCAUACCCGCCACGGUGCAUCAAGAACGGUCGCCCGUAAUAAUUAUCACCGUCAACUGUACGAGACAGGAAAUGUAAUUUUAACGGAAACGCGCGUAGACGACACUCGAAUCCGGUUUUUCGCCGGCCGUUAA